Osmerus eperlanus (European smelt) is the source of this 880-nucleotide messenger RNA. Its product is annotated as myelin and lymphocyte protein-like. Gene Ontology annotation, molecular function: structural constituent of myelin sheath. The transcript is spliced from 4 exons. NCBI's taxonomy places the organism in Eukaryota, Metazoa, Chordata, Actinopteri, Osmeriformes, Osmeridae. The coding region runs from base 76 to 522 and encodes 148 amino acids. Gene Ontology annotation, cellular component: membrane. Gene Ontology annotation, biological process: myelination. The record is from RefSeq and is a predicted model, not a curated record.
GAGUAUUUUCUCAUGUAAUGUUUCAUUGUAGAGAGGAGGUUGUGUUAGGUAGACAGGCACACAUUCACUAAGAUUAUGGCCUCAUCCAGCCACUCGUUACCCAGUGGUGGUAAUGUCUUCACCACCAUACCGGACAUCUUCUUCAUUCCUGAGUUUGUGUUUGGGGGUCUUGUGUGGACCCUGUUGGCCUCCACUACAAUUAUGGUCAACCCUACAGGCUAUGUGAUGUUCGUGUCUCUCUUCUGCUUCGUCAUGACCACAAUCUGGAUGCUUAUCUUCGUCUGUGGGUGCAACCAGCGCAGCAACUGGCCAACUCUGGAUGUAGCGUACCAUUUCCUGGCGUCCCUCCUCUACCUCAGCUCCUCAGUAGUCCUGGCUUAUUUCAUCCUCGUGCUGCAAACAGCCAUAAGUGGCACCGAGAUUUCCAAGUUAUUAAUUGCUGCUGUGGUGAUGUCUUAUCUGGCAACUCUAUGCUACUUCCUCCAUGCCAUCUUCUCUGCCAUCAGAUGGAAGUCUUGCUGAAGACCAGCAGCAUCCACAAAACAGUCUGUGACUCAUCUGCUAUCUGACUACACAGAUCUCAGAUCAGAUACGAGACACAUUUACCUGAGACAUUUACACUGUGCCAAGCCAAUGAAAACAGACCUGAGAGACCACCCUACUCUUUUGUUAAAUUAUAUGAAUUACCACCAACUCCUUUUAUUUUACAAUUUCAAUCAAAUCUUUCAGUAUGACUGACAUGUAUAAAGUUUCAAAAACAAAUUGUAUGCUUUUAGAUUGUAAUCUAUUGUACAUUUGAAUUUUAUUUCAGACACAAGCUCAUUUGAAUGUUGGCAUAUACUAACAUGUGACUGGAAAUAAAAAUAUUUAUACAAUCCCA